UGCGUCCUUUUUUUAUUACAGUACAUUUCAAAAUCGUGUAAUUUUAUUUCUCCUUUUUAUAAAUUACAGUGUGUGUGUUUAAAUUGCGUACAAAGUAUCGCGAAGCCUUUUUUUAAAACUCAUUUUCGUAACGGUUCGACAACGUUUCACGGCGAGACUGGAGUUGAUUGUGUAUCGAGAAACCCGGCGAAAUAUGCCCGCAAAGGCAGCUCGUCCUCUUCGCAUCGACAAUCGUCUACUCACCUCUAAAACAAGCCAGUCGCGAGUGUCACCAUUGCAAGGACGCUACAAGAUUGUACUUCGCGAUUGUUUAUCGUAAUCUUCAAACAAUUAUAUAUAUUCCUCAUUGACUUGACCGCAGUGUGACGUGACGCUGUAGUGUGCGUGGUGCACGAAAAGAAUUAUCUGCGCUUUUUCUGCAAGAAAACGUAGAAAAGUAGCAAAGUCCAAGAUGUUCAGUUUUCACAAGCCAAAAGUUUAUCGGUCCAGUACAGGCUGUUGUAUUUGCAAAGCCAAAUCAAGCAGUUCGAGAUUUACGGAUAGUAAGAAGUAUGAGGAGGAUUUUAUCAAAUGCUUCCUGUUGGAGGAACGUCGUACUGGAGAAAUAUGCAAUGCUUGUGUUCUUUUGGUCAAGAGAUGGAAGAAACUACCUGUUGGUAGCGACCGUAACUGGAGACAUGUGGUAGAUGCCAGAGCUGGUCCAGGGAUCAAAUCCUUAACAAAAUUCAAAGCCAAAAAUAAGAAGGCUAAAAUAGCAAAGGUGGAGAAAUUUGACAAAAUACAGAAGAAGAAGCAUGUCUAUGUUAAGGGUGACCGAGAUCGUGAGCAUAGCCCAACGACAAGCGAUGACACAGGGUCCAGUAGAGCAAAUACUCCAGACAGCUGUGAUGACAAUGGAAUUGGUGACAAGAGCCAAGAUAUGGAUCAAGGAGAGAUGGAAAUUAGUAGCUUUAUUGACUUGACCUACUUUAAAAGAAAAAAUGUCUGCUGUGGUGUAGUAUUCGUGGGUAUGAGGAACGAGUUGCUGAUCGAGCCGUCCCUUUUCAAACGUUGCCACGGUUGUUUAGAACGUGAACGUCAGCGGGCUACUGCUGCUGUUACAAUGAUGGGUUCAAGCCCAUCACACUCCUCUGCAUCGGCUAGUCCGUGCCAUAGUUCCGCAUCCACCAGUCCAGCAUACAGUGUCGAAUCCAACAAUGAGACUGCUGUCAAAGCCAAAGGUUUUUGCGAUUCGUCAUCUGAUUCCGGCUAUGAUGAUUCAAGUCAGGGAAUGAUUACCGAAGGAAAGAAAAUGAUCGUCGAGCAGCCCCCGUCAAUCGAGCAAGCAAUGCCACUCGUCGCUAAGUCUGACAAGCCAUUGGGUACAGUGCAAAUACCAUCGACUGACAAAAUAGUACCAAUGUCGACGACUCUACGGCUGAAAGCCAACGCAGUAGGAUCUAAGGUGCCGAUCAAACUACUGUGCAAACCAGUAGCUCUGGUUAGUUCCGCCAAACUAAGCUUGAGUAAUGCCAGUACAGCGAUACCACCAACGGCAGCCGUUGACUUUGCUAUGCACAGCCCAACUCAGCAAAUGGCUAACUAAAACGACGCUAUAGUUCCAGCAGUGGAAGAGACACCAUCAUAAGUGUUCCCAUGAGAUAUUGCGUCGUGAGUUACCCACACUAUGUUUAUCGCCAAUUUUGGGGAAGUACGACCACACACAAACACGCGCGCGAAUGAAAAAGCGUUCAAGAGCCUUUAUUUAUUUUCUACCUUUUCUCGCUUAACUCUAUAACUUGUAAAUAGGACCUUUUACAUACAUCAUUACAUACGUAUAUUAUAUAUACAUACAUACAUAAAUAUAUAUAUACAUAUAUACAUAUAUAUGUGUAUAUAUAUAUUUACGAGGUUGAGUUGCAACUUGUUAAGAAGUGCCGUACGCCUUUUGUUUCUUCAAAAAAGUGUUUCGUGACGAUAAAAGUCGCUCCAUUUAUUGUUGUGCAGUCUUCCUUUCAAUGCAGACAAAGAUCUUCCGAUGAGAAAUGAUGCUACACAAUAAAAUAUCGUUUGUCGCUAGUUUUAGUAUUCUCUCACUUUGUGGGGUUGGCUGUGAAGUUUAACUGAAGAAAAAAAUUUUUAAAACACUCGUGCUGUUAGACUAUGCUCCUGAAAAUAAUUUAUUAUGAUGUUUAUCACGUUUUUAUAUUCUUUCUUUAAAUUUAUUGUAAUGACUUUGAUUGUAGCCCCAGCGACAAAUCAUAUAACGAUUAUGAUAAAACGAAUGUCUUUGUUUGUACGAAGGAGGUCAAAUUAUUUGUAAUUUUUCCAUGACUCAAGUAACAUUUCUAAGGACCAAAAUCACUUUAUACGAAAUUAUCAAACACAAUACUAUCUUUAUUGUGUGACUGAGAAUGCGUGUUAGACGCUUUUCGAUGCUACUUGUACAUACGUAAUUGAUGAGAAAAUCAAAGGUGAUAACGAUAAGUUAGCUCAUAUUCUCGCUCUCUCUUUUUUAUUAUCUCGCGGCUAAAUAACAUAUCGGAAAAAUAAAAACAGCACUUAAGGUUCAUUCUAAUGUACGUCGAUCAAUUUGAUCCCUUAAAAUGAGUGGCAUUGAUGUACCGUUGCAUAAAGGUUUUAAUAUCUUCAUCAAAUUUCAAGUCAGUAUGAAAAUACUUUUGACAAUUAUUAAUAAUUUUAAAUAUUGACUUUACUCUAUGUUUAUAAUCUCUGUAACUAUUAAACAUAAAAUACUCUUAAUAACGUUUAUUUGACAAUAUAAUUAGUACGAAUCCAAAUAUUUGUUAAUAACAAUUUUAUCAACCUUAUUUUAAACAAUUGCUAAUAACUCAAAAACGUCUUCUUAAUUCUCAAAAAUUCUUGUUUAUACAUAUUCUUUGAUUUUUUCCUUUGAAAACGUUUUACGUAAACAACAUAUUUGCAAAGUUUCAUAAAAAUUGAUCAUUUUAAGGGAUAGACUUGUUUGAUAUAACUUAGAAUGAAGUUUAAUUAAUGGCCAAGCUGUUGAGUAUGAUGACAAUCAAUUGCAACACUUUUUCUCAAGCCAAAUCUUAUAAGCCAGAGUAAUGGAAGAGAGUGAGUUUUACGUCAAUAUUAAAUGGUUAUGAGUAAAAACAUAAAAGCUUCUAAGUUAACUUGUUGAUAAUGGUACAGUGUACGAAUGUAAGUGUUACAAAUGUUACCUCAUGUGUAAGUUUCUUACCAAGGAAUUUACAAAAUAUUUGUUAAUAACUAAGGAAAAACCUUCCAAAGUCAAUCAAAUAUUGUCACUUACUUGCACUUUUUACAAUGCAGUUUAAGCAACUGUUGAUUACUGAUUAGAAUGUUUAUAUGUACAUGUGAAUAACUAAUGAGUAUACAGUCAUUACAUUCCUAUACAAAGUACCAAUUUUUUUAUCUAAGUAUAUUCAACAAAUAUGCUCGCACAAAUUGCUGCUACAAAGAUUGUUUAACGAGUCAUUUAAUUAUCAAAGUAGCAAGUCAAAUUGCGCUGUGAUGACCAUGUAUUUAAGAGGAAAAAUAUGAAUCUAAAGAGAAAUGAUUAUAAAACUUGUAAAGAACAGAAAAAUGUUUAUCGACUUUGAUCGCGCGAAACGCGUUCACGUGCAAAUAUAUACACAAAGCCAAGACGAACGUGCACUUCACAAAAUAAAUACCCCUGAGGCCCGUAGACAAAAUUUAAAUUUAAUACGAUGGCACCUUACGCUGUCUAAAAAUAAAAUUAUAUUUUUAAAUUGAUUAUAAUGAAGCAUUAUAGUGGCCACAAUGUACAAAAUAAAAUAAGUUGCAGCUCAACGAUUGAUUCCACCUGAAAUCCAUAAAAAUGUCAUAGAUUAUUUACACCGCUCUUUUUCAGAAUAUAUAAAAGGAAAAAAUAACGAUUGUGAGACUGAUCGAUGUAUUAAGCAGAUAAACUUUUUUUUACAAUACAACUAUUAAGAAAUAGGCGAGAUUUGCAACAUUCAAAUAAUGUGUUAGAUACAUAUAUACAUAUUUUAUACAUAUAUGAGAGAGGACUCUAACAAUACAAAACAAAAUACGACGACUGCCAUAAAAUAUUAUAAUGUUAUUAUGAUGGUUAUCUUUAUCAUAUGUAAUUGUAUAUAUCAUAACGUCUUUGCAAUGCGACUUUCAAAUAAGGUGAUAAUAAUCAUUGAGAUUGUUUUUUUUUUCUUUUUUCAUAAGUUAUAGUUGCGAUGCGUGUUUUUUCCGCGAUUUGCAAUACUUUAUAAUUAUGCUCGCAUUGCAUAGCUAUAAAAAUUGAAAUUCGAUGAAAGUUUGCUGCUAAUUGUCAAUUUCAAGACAAUCACUUCUAUUAAUUUGUUGUGGUGAUAUUUUUUAGAACAAAUCUAAUUUUAUGUGACUGUAUACUAUGUCCUUUGCGAAUAAAUACAAUUCGCAUGUGAACGUAGUUAUUUUAAGCUGAAAAAAGACUUUGAACUAUAAGUGCAAUGAGUUUACAGUUGAAAGACUCAACUUUUAGCAUGAUGAUGCAUAAGAUUUUUUGUUCAUAUGAAAUUAUGUAUGAGACAGUUUGCUCUUUUUUUAUUUGUUAAAAUAUAAGCCAUAUAUUUUAAUUAUACAGAGUUUUAUUUUUACAGAAAAGAAGUUUUAUAUUUAAUGAAAAGGCAAAUAAUGCUAAAAAAUUAUUAUAGCGUAUAGUUCAAACUGAGUUUCAUAAUUUUAUAUUGACAUCUUGAUAUUUUAAAAAUAAGCUGAUAUAUUUACUUGAACGUUAUUGUUUUGAAAGGGCAAGCUCUUAGUGAACGAAUUGAACGAAUAAACUUUCAUUUGAACAUAUUGAUAAAUAGAUAGCAUGAAUUCACGCAAGUGUCUAAAUAAUGAAAGCGAAGCGAGUGCAUCAAACCAAAAAGUAUAGCAAAACGGGAAGCACGCAGUUGUAAUGUAAAGAAAAAGAAAAAUGAUGCUGAAUGCAUAAUUAUUGUUUAGGCGAAGCGCCAAUGAGAGAGAAAGAGACAGAAGUUUCGCUUCUCCAAAGACAUUUGAAAAUUAUUAUCGGAAUCAUUGCAAAUCGCACACGCCGAAGAAAACAUUCAUUCGUGUUUGCUUUUACUCAACUCGACUGAACCGCAUUGUCUCUUUACGUUCGCAUCGCACAAAGAUCAUUGUUAUAUUAACGUUUUUAUUGACCAAUGACUUGAUAUCUAUACGUUUCUUAAUCUAUGUUUUGUCGUCAAUCGUGAAAAACUUAUCUCUGACGACUGUAAAGAUUAUUUAUAUUUUUUUUAUCGAAAGAGUAUUUUUUUUAUUUUAAACAUCACAAUACACUUUAGUUUUACGGUUCAGCGAAGAAGGAUUUUCAAUGUACUUAGUGUGUUGACUUAUCAGAUUACGAUGUUAUCGAGGGAAACGAUACGAACACGAAUGAUUUUUUUUUUUUUUGUAAUUUUUAAGUUAGGCUUAGAUUCUUGUAGCAAUUAUUUAUUUCGACUUUUAAUGAUUGUGUAUCCGUUUGAAUGGGAUAAUCCGUAUUAUAUGAAAACUAGUACGAAAUAAAUAUUAUUCUAAAGUCUAGAAAAUUAUUUUGCGUGCAUUUACAUUGCUACUUUUCAAGAAAAAUCCAUCAGUCACACAACACACAAUCUAGUGCAUACAUUACGUCUCAUAUAAAUAUAUGAAUAGAUAUAUAGUCAUUUGAUAAGUUUAUAUGUAUAAAAUGUCGUGUUUUUGUACUUGACUAACGCGUUUCGUCGUUGCGAAGCGAAAAUAAAUACGAGCAAAAACUUUAUGAAAAUGUGAAAUUGCGAUUUUUAAAAGAUUGUUAUUGAAAAGUUUGAAAAACUUAAAAAAAAAAUACUGUCACCUAUUCGUACCCAAACAAAGAUAUUGUAAAAAAGUAACAGAUGAAAUAAAUAAUGAAUAUUUACAAAUUGCCAAACCAAGCAACAAAAAGAUGAUAUAUCAAGUAAAACCAAAAUCGCACAAGAGCUUUUACACUUAUAUAUUAGGCAAAAAAUAUAGUUUGCAUCCAUAGAGUGAUACAAAAUUUGAUAGAAAAUUAUAUUUAUGAAAGUGAUGAUGGACAACUUGCAAUAUUUGUAACGUUUUUUUAUAUAAAAAUGAACUUUGUGAUGGUGUAUCCUCGACUUUUUUCUUAUUAUCAAAAGACUUUAUACAAGUGAUAAAAAAAGAAGCAAAAAGCGAGGUGUGAUUUCUUCUUCGUCGAUGCGAUGGAAGAGAACAGAAAAAAUUUUUAAAGUCAACAUUGUUCGUUCGUGGGACGAAAAGCGCGUUCGCAGUGUCAAGUGUGUUUUAGUGAAGUAAAAAUGGACGAGGUGUGCGUACAUUAAAAUAUUACGAAUAAUACAUACGAGAGAACGGGCAAUAAGGUGUAUGCGAGAGUCUUUUAGUUGUUAUCUGAGCGUGAUAAAAUAUUGUAAAUUGAUGUUGGAUGAUGGAUCAUUUUGUCUUGAUCUUAUUAGCUUUCAACAUCGCUAGUUUUCCAGAAUUUCCAAUGGAAUGUGAUUGGGGUUAUUUUUAAUUAUUUUUAAAAGAACUUGAACGCGAUCGUUCAAAUUCUCAAAAAGCUUUAAUGAUUGAUUAUAUCGUUAAUAAGAGUCGUGGAAAUUGUAUAUUAUAUAUUUUUAAAAUCCAAAAUUAAGAGUUAUCAGCUACUUUAAGCUGGAAAUAAUUUUAUAAUAAAAACAUUUUCACUUGAUAAAUAGAAAGAAAAAAAACAACUUUACAACAAAGAUAAAUAGACUAUUGACCUUCGCAUCCCUUUGUACGUUGAUGCAACGUGAAUUGCAUUGGCAAUCGGCAAUCGGCUGAUCUCAUGUGCGUAUUGCGUUUUGGUUACCUGUAUAUAUGUACACGAUGGCCAAAGCAACGCAUUUUUUGCCUGUAACUGUGUUUUCUUCUUUCCUCCUCUUUUUCUUAUUAACAAAACUCCAUAAAAGACACCGAAUGUCGUUCUCCAGAUAGCUUUUAAUAUAGCGAUAUGUAACAUACUCUUUGGGUUCGUCGUGUAUCUGCCGAAGAGACACGUGAGAUGUGCAUUUUACUUUCCUGUAAACGCAAGAAAUAUUUGUAUAUACAUCUGUUUUUUUUUCUCUGUUUUUUUUUUUCGAUAUAAGAUAAAAUAUGUAUAUGGCUAUAGAUCUUUUAUUUUGUACUCCUCAAUAUAAGAUUUUUUUUAACUUACGUAAGCAAACUUUAUUCGAGGUACCUUGAAGGAUUCAUACAUGUUUUUUUAACGAUCUGAUAUCAACUACUGUUUGUAAUAUUAUAUUACUGUCACAACGAUUAAAUAACACAUGCGCUUCUGUACAUUGCAAAAUUUGAAAAACCUUUCUAUCGCAUACUCACAGUAAUUGUACAUAGUGUGCGAAGUAUUAUGUAUUAUUCCAUUUGUUAAGCAUUGAUUAAAGUAUU
Messenger RNA from Phymastichus coffea, 7398 nucleotides. Its product is annotated as SIN3-HDAC complex-associated factor. Lineage: Eukaryota; Metazoa; Arthropoda; Insecta; Hymenoptera; Eulophidae. The record is from RefSeq and is a predicted model, not a curated record. Gene Ontology annotation, biological process: negative regulation of cell migration. Bases 452 to 1585 code for a protein of 377 amino acids. The transcript has 6 exons.